This is a messenger RNA of Chaetomium strumarium, 1310 nucleotides long. Its product is annotated as riboflavin kinase. Gene Ontology annotation, biological process: FMN biosynthetic process; riboflavin biosynthetic process. The coding region runs from base 498 to 1184 and encodes 228 amino acids. Gene Ontology annotation, molecular function: riboflavin kinase activity. Gene Ontology annotation, cellular component: mitochondrion. The transcript is spliced from 2 exons. Lineage: Eukaryota; Fungi; Ascomycota; Sordariomycetes; Sordariales; Chaetomiaceae. The record is from RefSeq and is a predicted model, not a curated record.
GCUAGGCAGUACUAGCCUGUUACUUGUUAUUUGAUUCGUACUGUACAAGAAUACGGGGCUCUGCGGUAAGAUCGGACUUCUAAAUAUGCCACCCGAUCCCGAGGACCGAGACAAUAUCCAACGAUUUAUUACAAGGGCCUUCCGCUGCCAUGGAAUGCUUGAAGUCACCUUUAUCUUAUCUCCAAGAGAAGACCCGUAACCCCACAGUUGGUAUUGUACCCCGCCAUCGAAGGAAUUCACUCCGUUUCCAUCCUGAUCCCCUCGGUCUGUGUCAGCAUUACGGACGGUUCCUUACAUCAACUGGGCUCACUUAAACGAAUCACCUCACAUAACUCACAUCUCACCGUCUCUCAUCAGCCGAGAACCCAAACUGGACCGCCAAAAGUUUCAACACCUGCAAUCCGUCUUGGACAAAACAAACAACUAAACAGGCCACUCGCCCAAACCCCCAACCGACCUCUCUCUCCUCCCCACACUCCCAUACUCUCACAAAACAAAUGGCAACCCCCAACAGACCAUCCCUAAUCGGCGACCCGUCCGGCCCCUCUCCCCCUUACCCUCUUCACAUGUCCGGGAGAGUAAUAAGCGGCUUCGGCCGCGGGUCCAAGGAACUCGGGAUCCCCACGGCCAACCUGCCCGUGGACGACGCCUCAACGCCCUGGAUCAGCACGACCCCUUCGGGCGUCUACUUUGGCUGGGCGUCGCUCAACCUGCCGCCCACCCACCCGGAUUACAUCCUCCCCACCGUCAAUGUCGAUAACAACAACAACAACAAGAGGAGAGCUGCUGCGAACGCGAACGGCUUCGCCGUGUACCCGAUGGUGAUGUCGAUCGGGUACAACCCGUUCUACAAGAACACGGUGCGGUCGGCCGAGGUGCACGUGCUGCACUCGUUCCGGGCCGACUUCUACGGCGCCGAGAUGCGGCUGCUCAUCACGGGCUUCAUCCGCGAGGAGAGGGACUACAGCGGGCUGGAGGCGCUGAUCGCCGACAUCAACUUCGACUGCGACGUGGCGAAGCGGAGUCUGGCGCGGGAAGCGUGGGCGCCGCGCGAGGUGGACGUGGAGGUCGACGUCCCCGGGGAAGAAGGGAGGAAGGUGGUGUUGAGGGGCCAGUUGGAGGCUGCGUGGUUGAUACGCCCCAGCGAGAGUGGGCGUACUGGACAGCGGAGCGUCGUUUGCUGAGACUUUGGGAUAUAAGUAAUAGAGGGAGCAUGUAGUAGACCUCGCAUGCGACCCAUGAAACGUCACCGAUGAUGAUAUUGCUUUGUUCCGCUCCUCCAUCCUGACGCUACGUAGAGCCAAACUCUC